Messenger RNA from Orussus abietinus, 3033 nucleotides. RefSeq names its product monocarboxylate transporter 10 (gene kar). Gene Ontology annotation, molecular function: monocarboxylic acid transmembrane transporter activity. Gene Ontology annotation, biological process: transmembrane transport. The coding region runs from base 206 to 1750 and encodes 514 amino acids. The transcript is spliced from 8 exons. Lineage: Eukaryota; Metazoa; Arthropoda; Insecta; Hymenoptera; Orussidae. The record is from RefSeq and is a predicted model, not a curated record.
UAGAGUCAGUCGAGAAGUCGAGAAGACAAGGGGCAACGAAAAGAAGCACGAGGAAGAGUAUCUCGUAUCAAGUGAAUUAUGUGAGAGAACAAGAAAGUUAAACCCAAUGAAAGAGAUGACCUAUCAACGAGUUGUUAUCUUUCCUAGAACUGGCUCAUAGAAGAGUAAAAAGUAAAUAAGAGAGAAAAGGAGACAUUUAGCUAAAAUGACAGUUCCUGAUAGUAUAGAUGUGAAGCAGCAGACCGAUUCUGAUAUAACUGACCUUCUUACGAAGACGGAACAAUGUAAUAACAAUGAUCUACAGGGUGAUUUAUUAAACGAUGAGGACUCGCAUGUACCGGGUAUAUCGAUUCCAAAUAUAAGCACAGAAGUACCAAAAAUGUAUGAUACUUUAGAUGGAAAUAAGUCUAUGAAAGCAUCAAAGGACGGGAUCAUCGAAAUUACUUCGUCAAACAUACCCUUUACUCCACCGGAUGGAGGAAUAAGAGCUUGGAUGAUUCUAUUAAGCAGUUUUUUAAUUAAUGGGAUUCUCUUCAGCAUUAUUAAUACAUAUUCUCUUAUCCACAUGGAAUUACAAAAGAAAUUAAAGGAUGCUGGUGACACCGAAGCAUCUUAUAAAGCAGCAAUGGUGGGUUCUGUUACCAUUGGAACAACAUUUUUGUUAUCUCCAGUAUCUGGAGUUCUUACGGACAAAUUUGGAAUACAAGCUACAACAUUUAUAGGAGGUGCCAUUGCCUCCAGUGGUCUGUUUUUAUCAUCUAUAGUUUCUGACAAGAUUGAAGCGCUCUGUUUUACAUAUGGACUUAUGUAUGGACUUGGAGCAAGCUUAUCAUAUACACCAAGUUUGGUAAUUUUGGGGCAUUAUUUCAAACGUUACCUAGGUCUAGUUAAUGGUAUCGUGACAACAGGAAGUUCGAUCUUCACGGUCUUAAUUCCAUAUUUAAUUGAAUAUCUACUACGAAAUUUUGGACUGAAUGGAACACUUAAGAGUUUAGCUGCUCUUACAGCAACUAUAAUGCUUUGUGCCAUUCUUUUCAAACCUUUACAAGGACAUUCUACCAUGGAAUGUAAUGACAAAUCAAAUAUACAAUCAACAUGGAAGAAGAUCAUUAAUGUGUCGAUUUUGAAAAAUAAACAAUACUUAGUCUGGGCAAUCGUGACUCCUUUGGCACUAUUUGGUUACUUCGUUCCAUAUGUACACAUGGGAGCAUUCAUUGAGAGUAAUUUUAAAAAUGCUGACAGAAAGCUUCCUGUGAUGUGUAUUGGCAUUACCUCGGGUAUCGGACGACUUGCAUUCGGUUACAUAGCAGACUUGCCAAAAGUCAACAGAAUAUUUCUGCAGCAGAUUUCAUUCCUAAGCAUUGGAGUGCUGACAAUACUUCUACCUGCAACAAGCUCGUUUAAGGUUUUACUAGUUAUUUGUCUGUGCAUGGGCCUGUUCGAUGGGUGUUUCAUAUCUCUGUUGGGUCCAAUUGCAUUUGACGUUUGUGGUCAUAAGGAUGCUACACAAGCUAUUGGGUUUCUAUUAGGAAUGUGUUCGAUACCUCUAACUGUUGGCCCACCGAUAGCUGGAAGUCUUUAUGAUCACCUUGGCUCUUACAGUCUACCAUUCAUAUUAGCUGGAAUUCCGCCAAUAGCAGGAGCUUUGGCUAUGUUCCUCAUAAAAUGUUUUAAAGAACCCAGAGUACGAGACACAAACGAUCCUGUAGACGAAUCUGCCACUAAUUUAGCUUGGGAAAGUAACCGGUAAAAGUACUCGCUGCACCCUCUAAAGACAGUUAACAUAUUUUUAUAAUAUCCGACUUUACGUUUGAUUGCCUCGUGACCUUAUUACUUGCAUUUACAUAUUCUUUUCUUUUUUCUUACUCCUUAUAUACUAUAUUUUUUUCUUUAUUAAAAAUAUCAUAGAUUCGGUUUAUACCUAUAAUAUUUAGGACCGAAUAGAUAUCAAACUUAGGUCGGACAUACCGGCACGAAGGAAACUUGACACUGCAUAUUUAGAUAGUUUAAUGUUUCGUAGAAGCAAAUUAAUUGCAUGAUGUUUUAAAUCACAGUGUUCGUUAACGUCGUAGAACUAGGGAAGAGAAGUCGUUUACGAUUUAUAUGUCAUUUGCUCGGAAAGCACAACAGAAUAAUAGAGUUAACUUUAACGGAUAAUCAAAAAUGAAAGCCACGUAUGAAACUUAAGCACCUCACGAUCACUGUAUCUCGGAAUGCCGCUUUGUAAUUUUAUCCGGCAUUUAACGUACAUAAUCGAUCCCGUUUUAGCGAGGCCAGGUUGCAUUUAUUCUACUGAGAUUUUUACUUUUCUGCAUUUAAUAUCUUAGAAAUUGACACUACGUCCUGUAGAAGGUUUGGCAUAAGACUUUGUGUUUUUCUAUUUGCCCAAGGUAACAUCUUACACCCUUACAGAUUCCUAUAAGAGGCAUUUACUGUAUGUGAAAUCUAAGAAGAUUAUUAGUACAUGUGAUGUUCCUAAUAUUAGAUUUAAUAGUAAAAUGUAAUCGGCUGGUGGGAUAACUCCUGGUCUUUCACAAUACCAUAGGGUACACUUUUUAUUAGGGAUUGGAUUGCUCAACAAACGUAUUUAAACGUUUACUCAAUAGUUAUGCCAUCGACUAAUACAUUGUGUCAAAGGCAUUCUCAAUUGGAAUUAACCCUGGAAUUCUGGUUCCUAUGUCCAAUUAAAAGUGCAAUGUGUAAAAGAUGAAACGCCAUGAUCUUCGCUCGGAGUCGACAGGCUUUUUUGCGAGCUCUUGCGAAAAAUAUAUACCUACAUGCAAAUCAAGCGAGGAUGCACCGUUGUAGGAUUGGAUCCACAGUACAAUUUUCGCCUUAGCUCCAAAAAAGAGGGACACGCGUAGAGCAAUAAAGAGAAUGUGAUGCUUAUUUAAUGGUCAGGUUUUGACUAUAGAAAAAUUCAACUAAUGUUAACGCUGUUAAGGGUAAUUCUGGAGAGAGUGUUGUAUUUUAUUAUGUAUUUCCAUUAAUAUCUUGAAUAGAAAAUGUAAUAAAUAUAUUUUAUAACAGUUA